AUGCAGUUUAAAAGGAAAAGUGAUUUUAUUUCAACGACUGUUUUUAAUGUGUGUUUGACUGUUGUUUUUCUAGUCAAUGGUGGACAUUCUGAAAGUAGAGAGUUUGUUCCGGGUGCAGUACAUGGAAGUAGUGACCCACGUCUCCUUGGGUCUCCUAUGUUCAUCAAGGAACCAGAGUCUUACUACUACAUAGUAAAAAAUCGACCAAUCGACAUUCAUUGUAAGGCUGUUAGUGCAGUCCAAAUAAAGUUUCGAUGUGCUGGUGUGGAUCAGUACCAUGAAAUAACUGAAGAAUAUUUUGAUUCAACUCUCAAUAAAAAAGUGAUAUCUAGUCGACUGGAAGUAACACGGGAUGAAGUUCAAGAUUAUUUUGGAGAGGGUGGAUUUUGGUGUGAAUGUUAUGCGACCAAUAGUUUACUGGAUACUAAUAAUGGAAAGAAAAUCAAGAGUAGAAGAGGACUGGUGGAAAUAGCAAUAAUGCGAAGACGGUUUGAACAUCAGCCGAUGUCGCUGCGUGCGGCCCUUGAUACAGACGCUCAGCUUACCUGUCUACCUCCAGAAGGGAAACCGAUGCCAGAGGUAUUCUGGCUGAAGAAUGGAGAGGAAAUUGACAUCAAGAAGACAAAUAACAUUAUUUCGAGUGAAGGAAAUUUGCUGUUUCCACAAGUUCGUAUUUCUGAUACAGGAAACUACACCUGUGGGGCUCGAAAUGUUGUGGCAAAGCGGCUCAGCCAAUCAGCUAUUUUGACUGUCUAUGUGAAUGGUAGCUGGUCAACCUGGAGUCAGUGGUCAAGUUGUUCAGUCAAGUGUGGUCGUGGUACUGAGAAACGGUAUCGAGCUUGUACCAAUCCAACCCCUCUAAAUGGAGGUGCACCGUGUGUUGGGGAGACGAGUCAGAAGGCAGAAUGUACUGCUAUCUGUCCAGUGAGAGGACAGUGGUCAAUGUGGUCAUCCUGGUCAACCUGCAGUCCUGAUUGUCUUCAUCAUCGCCGAAGGUCAUGUGAUGAUCCUCCCCCUGAAAAUGGCGGAGGAUACUGUAGCGGAAAUGACCUUGACUCCACUAACUGUACAGGAGGAAUGUGUCGAGGUACAACACUGUAUGGGGAUAUGAGAGGCCCAGUAAAAACAGCCACAACAAUUGGACCCAAUGCAGGAAGUGGAAACAUAGCCCUUUAUAUUGGAAUCUGUGUGUCUAUUGUGGUCCUUGCCAUAUUUGUCAUCCUGGUUGCCUUGGCAAUCAGAAGGAAAAGUCAAAAUGCCAACAACAGACAUCAGCCACCUCUGACUGAUGAGGAAAAGAAGGCUAACAAAAAUGGAAAUGGUGUGGUUUCUGUACCUCCUGACCUAACACAGACAGUGGUGAUUGUUCAACAUAAUAAUAUGAGUAAUGGAAUCUCGCGCAGUCCAAGUAUAGAGGCUCCAAACAACAACGUCAGCUCUGUGGAAAACAUUUACGAUAAACCUGACAUCAGUCCGGACUGUCGUUUAUCAGGAGGCACUCUAACCAAAAAUGGCAAAACACUUUUUGUAGAACCUACUUUUAUGAAUAAUAGACCUCAGGAAAAAUUACCUUAUGAGAAAGAUGUUCCUCCUCCUGUUCCGCUCGGCCCUCGACCAACAAUACAAAACAACAAUGUAAUGGACAGUCGCCAGUCUAUGAUGUCCGUUCAGUUACCUAGCAAUAUCGACAUGGAGGCUGUGGCAUGGAGCACAUUCAAUCAUCAGGGUGGACGUCUCGUACUCCCAGAGUCAGGUGUUGCACUAACGGUGCCUGAGGGAGCCAUUAAAAAGGGUCAUACAGAGGAGUUGUUCAUUGCGGUGUGUCGCGACGACAAAGACCGGCCUAAACUCUCAGAUCAUCAAACUGUAAUAAGUCCCGUGAUCCUGGUUGGUCCUGUCAAACAUGACAUGCAGAAGCCGGUUAUUCUAUCUCUACAACACUGUGCCAACAUGCGACAGGGUGGAUGGAUGCUCUCCCUUUGUACCAGUGAUACGCCCACAGACGAACCCCCACGAUGGCAUAAAAUUGUCACCCUAGGACAGGAAACAAUAAAUACACCAAUAUAUGCUCAGCUAGAUCCAAGCCACUGUCACAUCAUGACAGAAUACCUUCAGAGAUAUGCCCUGAUAGGGGAGGCCAUCCAUGGGGGCAAACCAAUUAAAAUCCUUCGUCUGGCUGCAUUUGCCCCUAUGAUGCCUCCUUCAAUGGAUUUCAGCAUCAGAGUGUAUGUAGUAGAAGAUACCCAGGAUGCAUUAGAAAGUGUGAUACAAGAGGAGAGAAAGUUUGGAGGACGUUUACUUGAUAAGCCCAAGCAGAUACCAUUCCAAGAUGGUGGACACAAUUUGUGUCUUACUAUUGAAGAACUCACCCCUGGUUGGAGAAGUAAAUUGGCGGCAAACUACCAGGAAAUUCCAUUUCAACAUAUUUGGAGUGGAACACAGAACAACCUGCACUGUUCUUUCUCUCUGGAGUUAGUGGAUCGUGCCUAUCACAAAGUGAGCUGUAAAAUACAGGUGUACCAGAAAGCUAUUCUUAGUAACAGGCAGGUCCUCAACAUCAGCAACAAUUUCAAGGAGAAACCGACAUCUUGUUCUACACCCUCCUCAACACUCAAAGGAAGGUCGUCAACAGUAACCACCAAUUCCAGUUCAGGGUUCAGCUCCAUGGUAACACUUGACCCUCAAGGUCAAAACUUCCGACUGCCAACACAUAUAAGGACGAGAUUGUGUAUGUUACUAGACCCUCCAAAUGCACGGGGCAAUGACUGGAGGAUGUUAGCACAGGCACUCACAGUAGAUAGGUAUGUUCAGUUCUUUGCAACAAAGGGUUCACCUACAGAACACAUACUGGAUUUGUGGGAGGCUCGACACAGAGAAGAAACAGCUGUUACAGAUUUAAUGAACAUUUUCCGUGUAAUGGGUCGGUUGGACGCGGCGACUGUCUUGGAAGAGGACAGAGGAUCAUGGUUAUGAUCAGUGUACCGAUGACUUUACUAACCUAUGCAA
This is a messenger RNA of Ylistrum balloti, 3006 nucleotides long. Its product is annotated as netrin receptor UNC5C-like. The record is from RefSeq and is a predicted model, not a curated record. Gene Ontology annotation, cellular component: membrane. NCBI's taxonomy places the organism in Eukaryota, Metazoa, Mollusca, Bivalvia, Pectinida, Pectinidae. Gene Ontology annotation, molecular function: protein binding; netrin receptor activity. Gene Ontology annotation, biological process: motor neuron axon guidance; netrin-activated signaling pathway. The coding region runs from base 1 to 2973 and encodes 990 amino acids. The transcript is spliced from 17 exons.